UAAAAAUUACAUCAAAAUUUUCUGUAAAUUUAAGUAGCUUCAAAUCUAAGGGAUGGUUUGCCUGAUACGCCGCACAAGAACUCUGCAAAAAGCUGCUGGGGUGCGGCAUUUGUGGGGAACCUAUAAAAUACUGAAGAAGGAGCUGCAUCUCAGCGCAUGUAGAUGUUACUUGGGAGAUGCUUGCGAUGUGGAAGGCUAUCAUCCAGGACACCACUCGGGUACAAUGCAGGAAGUGAUUCAAAAGAUCAAUGAAAGAAUGAAUGUGCAGUCUACUUAUCAUACGCCACCAUUUUGCCGAGCGCAGCUGCUCAAGCACCAACCCAAUCGUGAGGACUUACCCAAGCGUAGCAUGAAGGAUUCCUAUACAACAGCUGUACUGCCUUUUAAAGAGGAUGAGCGCAUACGUGUUCAUUAUGUAAAUCACUUGGGCAGACUGCGUUUGGGUCGGCUUAUGGAAGAUCUGGAUUUGUUUGCAGUAUGGAUUUGCCAUCGUCACGUAUAUGUGCCCAAGUUGCCCAAGGGUAUACCAAUGCCCUAUACUUUUGUAACAUUGCUGGUGGAUAAGGUGGAAAUACUACAGGACUCGCUGUCAGCUUUUGAAGACAUAGAACUUAGUGGUCAUGUAAGCUGGGCGGGCAACAGCUCCAUGGAGAUAACCAUUUAUCUGCGUCAAGAAAUGCAAAACAUGGCGCGAGCUGUCUUUAUGAUGGUAAGCCGCAACGCAACCAACACAGGUCCUGCGCCUGUCAAUCCUUUGGAGCCUGCCAAUGAGCUGGAGGAGCGUUGCCUGGCGGAUGCGCAGCGUCGUCAAACGGUGCGCAAGGCAAAUCAGCAUCAGUCUGUACUAAAUAAGCGUCCCACCAAGUCAGAUGAGCAGUUGAUGUUUGAGCUUUUCCAACGCACCAAAGGCAAAAGUUUGGUGCAUGACAUAGGCCAGACGCUUGCACUGCCCGCCAACAGCGCCUAUAUGUCGAAGUCAUAUCAGUCUACCAUGCUGCACCCAUUUCCAGACAAUCGCAAUGCCCACAAUACUAUCUUUGGUGGUUAUAUAAUGCGAAAUGCUGUAGAGAUUAGCAUAAUUACGGCGAGCAUAUAUUCCAGCGGACGUCCACAACUGCAGUGCAUCCUAGAUGUUGCCUUUUAUAAUCCUGUGCCUGUGGAUUCAUUUAUCAAGAUUACUGCCUAUGUGGUGUAUACCUCUGGCAUAUAUAUGCAGCUCAUGACCAUAGUCCAGGCGUUGAAUGCAAAUACAUUGGAGAAAUUAACAUCCAAUGCUUUUUAUUUAACAUUCGCCGGAGAACUUGCUGUCAAGGAACUGUUGCCAAGCUCGUAUCAGGAAACCUUGUGGUAUCUGAAUGGCAAAAAAAAAAUGGAAGUAUUCCAACAGCUCAAGCAGAAUCAGGAAAAGCACAGUAAACAGUGCAAGCAGAAAGCUUAAUUUGUACAAAAAACAUUUAAUAAAUUAUAAAAAAUUAAUUCGAAACCUGUGACU
Drosophila busckii is the source of this 1492-nucleotide messenger RNA. Its product is annotated as acyl-coenzyme A thioesterase 9, mitochondrial. Gene Ontology annotation, biological process: acyl-CoA metabolic process. The transcript has 2 exons. Bases 53 to 1438 code for a protein of 461 amino acids. The record is from RefSeq and is a predicted model, not a curated record. Gene Ontology annotation, molecular function: fatty acyl-CoA hydrolase activity. Gene Ontology annotation, cellular component: mitochondrion. Lineage: Eukaryota; Metazoa; Arthropoda; Insecta; Diptera; Drosophilidae.